GUAACGCAGCCUGUCCUGCCAACUGCAACCUCGCUGCAGCAGGCUCAGCCUCCGCGGGAGCAGCCCUUGCCGCCUGCACCCAUGGCCAUGCCUCAUAUCAAACCUCCCCCUACUACUCCAAUCCCUCAGCUCCCCACUGCUCCAUCCCACAAGCACCCUCCUCAUCUCUCUGGCCCUUCUCCAUUCUCAAUGAACUCCAACUUGCCUCCCCCGCCUGCUUUAAAGCCUCUGAGCUCCCUCUCAACUCAUCAUCCUCCAUCUGCACACCCUCCCCCUUUGCAGCUGAUGCCUCAGAGCCAGCCACUGCAGUCUUCACAAGCCCAGCCUCCUGUGCUGACGCAGAGUCAGAGCCUUCCUCCCCCUGCUAACCACCCCCCAUCUGGACUCCAUCCGGUAUCCUCCCAGCCCCCCUUUUCUCAGCAUCCAUUUGUCCCAGGAGGCCCACCUUCCAUCACCCCUCCUUCUUGCCCCUCCACUUCCACGCCACCCACUGUGCCUGGCAUCCCACUUCAGACUUCCAUCUCCACAUCGGCAGCGUCUAGUGGAAACGUGCCCGUGGUGACAGCCUGCACACUACCACCUAUUCAAAUCAAAGAAGAAGUCCCAGAUGAAACUGAGGAGCCAGAAAGCCCUCCCCCUCCACCCAGAAGUCCAUCACCAGAACCUACUGUGGUGGAUACACCAAGUCAUGCUAGUCAGUCGGCCAGGUUCUACAAGCACCUGGACCGUGGCUACAAUUCAUGCUCAAGAGCAGACUUAUAUUUCAUGCCACUGGCAGGGUCAAAACUGGCCAAGAAGAGAGAAGAGGCCAUUGAAAAAGCCAAAAGGGAAGCGGAGCAGAAAGCCAGAGAAGAGAGAGAAAGAGAGAAAGAAAAAGAGAAGGAAAGAGAGAGGGAGCGGGAGCGGGAAAGAGAAGCGGAAAGAGCUGCGGUAUCCAGCUCCUCCCAUGAAGGCCGACUCGGGGAGUCUCAGCUCAGCGGGCCAGCACACAUGAGACCUUCAUUUGAACCUCCACCGACGACCAUUGCUGCUGUACCACCUUACAUUGGUCCGGAUACACCCGCUUUACGAACACUAAGUGAAUAUGCCCGUCCUCACGUCAUGUCGCCAACAAACCGCAACCAUCCCUUCUUUGUCCCCCUAAACCCCACUGAUCCACUUCUGGCCUACCACAUGCCUGGCCUCUACAACGUGGAUCCCACCAUUCGGGAACGAGAGCUGCGAGAGCGGGAAAUCCGGGAGCGAGAAAUCCGGGAAAGGGAGUUGAGAGAGAGGAUGAAACCUGGCUUUGAGGUGAAGCCCCCAGAGCUAGAUGCACUGCACCCAGCUACUAACCCCAUGGAGCAUUUUGCCAGGCACGGUGCUCUGACUAUUCCGCCAACAGCAGGACCUCACCCAUUUGCUUCCUUCCAUCCGGGUUUGAACCCCCUUGAAAGAGAGAGACUUGCACUGGCAGGCCCGCAGUUACGGCCUGAAAUGAGCUACCCCGACAGACUGGCAGCAGAGAGGAUACACGCGGAGCGGAUGGCAUCGCUGACAAACGACCCCCUGGCACGGCUCCAGAUGUUCAACGUCACACCUCACCAUCACCAACACUCACACAUACACUCGCAUUUACACCUACAUCAGCAGGAUCCCUUACAUCAAGGUGAGCCUAGGGAAUUGGGCUGGGCAGUGGAUCCUUUAGCCGCUGGACCCCAUUUGGCCCGUUUUCCCUACCCACCUGGGACCAUCCCCAACCCAUUGCUAGGGCAGCCACCUCAUGAGCAUGAAAUGCUCCGACAUCCAGUCUUUGGUACUCCUUAUCCACGAGAUCUGCCUGGUGCCAUUCCACCUCCUAUGUCCGCAGCCCACCAACUGCAGGCCAUGCAUGCCCAGUCAGCAGAGCUGCAAAGACUGGCAAUGGAGCAGCAGUGGUUGCAUGGGCAUCCUCACAUGCAUGGUGGUCAUCUACCAAGUCAGGAAGAUUAUUACAGUCGACUGAAGAAAGAAGGCGACAAACAGUUGUAAUAAAUUAUUUAUUUGUAAUGCUGGCUGUGGAAACCCCAGUCCUUGGGAAGGAGUGGAACAUUUUUACAUACAAUAAGAGCUACAAAAGGAAAAAAAGAAUAUCUUAUAAAGAUUUCUUUAUAUAUUUAAAACAGAAACAACCACCCAACAAGUAGAGACUUAUCAACAUAGUGUUUCAUUUGUAGAGAAGAUUUCUCAAGACUGGUGUGGGUCUCCCUGCAUGACAACGUAUUCAGAAGCCUAUUGAAAAUACAGGACUGUGUGGAAUAUUCAGAGAACUUCCUGCAAUCUUGGUUUUUUGGGGUUUUAUUUUGUUUCUUACUAGUUUGUUUUGAGUAGGUGCUAGAAUCAGGUUCACAACACAAGUCACUGUGCGUGAAGAGACACUCAAUGCAUCUAUAGCUAUUUUAAUAAAAACAAGGAUUGCAAGUAGGUGACAUAACAAGCUCUGAAUCCAAGUGCUAUAAUAAUAAAAAAAGAAUCUACUUUUAUUUUAAUACAUUGUAGGAAAUCUUCAUAAUUUUCAAGAGAGCUCAGUUCUGCAGCAUGGCUUUUUAAGUCUGUAAAUAACCUU
Messenger RNA from Nestor notabilis (Kea), 2584 nucleotides. It is a transcript of the gene RERE, whose product is annotated as arginine-glutamic acid dipeptide (RE) repeats. The annotation marks the transcript as partial. Gene Ontology annotation, molecular function: transcription corepressor activity. The transcript is spliced from 6 exons. The record is from RefSeq and is a predicted model, not a curated record. Lineage: Eukaryota; Metazoa; Chordata; Aves; Psittaciformes; Psittacidae. Gene Ontology annotation, cellular component: nucleus.